CUUCUCCAGAGCCACUUAAAGCUUUAGAGUCUCGAUCAAAACACAUCCUCACACCGGUUCAUGAUGUACAGUGGCAUGCAAAAGUCUGGGCACCCUUACUGAAAAUGUCUGUUACUGUGAAUAGUUAAAUGAGCAGAAGAUGAACUGAUCACCAAAAGGCAUAAAGUGUCUGGUCUGGGAUUCGGGUUGAUGAGCGGCGCGUUCUCGGUGGUGAACAUCCUGUCUGACGCUGUGGGUCCGGGUACUGUGGGUAUCCAUGGAGAUUCACAGCAUUACUUCAUUUCCUCGGCCUUUAUGACUCUCGCCAUCAUCCUGCUGCACAUGUUCUGGGGCAUCGUCUUCUUCGAGUCGUGUGAGCGUCGGAGGUGGUGGUCACUUGCAGCCGUAGUGUGCAGCCACCUGUUCGUGUCAUGCUUGACGUUUGUGAACCCGCAGUACGAAGGCAGUCUGAUCCCCACCUACAUGCUCCUGUGCGUGAUGGCCGGCUGGGCGUUCUCCUGCGCUGGUGGUUCUCUGAGGAACCUCAGUCUUUGUCUCACCUGCAAGGACAAAGACUUCCUCUUGGUCAAUCACAGGCCCAGAUAACGGAGUGUGUGUGUGUGUGUGUGUGUGUGUGUGUAAAGACUCGAGCUCACUGAAUUCAUGGAUCUUCAAAUCCUAGACUCUUAGAUCCAUGCUGUGGGACGGAGAGGAGUUUCUUUUGUGUAUUUGGCACUUUCCUUUUCUGUCUCUGUACCUCAACUCUGUGUGAGAAUUGUAAAACAGCUUGUUACUUUGUUUAAAAAAACUUUACAGUGUUGGGUUUGUGGGCAUUGGGUCUGUUCUUUAUGUAUUUUAACAAAUCCAAGAUGUCCCCAGCCAGACUUGAUGAUAAACUGGUUCUGAAGACGUGUCUCCAUCAGCAAGUCACUGAUUGGCUAAUACAAAAAAACUACAGCAGCCUGGAGAGGACCUCAUGCUCAAUCAGUCUGCUGUUCCCAACAGUUUGGUUUAUUUUUUUGCUUGUUGAAGGAAACCGCAUUUUGGUCAAAAACAUUAAAAUUGUG
Neoarius graeffei (lesser salmon catfish) is the source of this 1046-nucleotide messenger RNA. Its product is annotated as gamma-secretase subunit Aph-1b-like. The record is from RefSeq and is a predicted model, not a curated record. Gene Ontology annotation, biological process: Notch signaling pathway; positive regulation of catalytic activity; Notch receptor processing. Gene Ontology annotation, cellular component: membrane; gamma-secretase complex; endoplasmic reticulum. The coding region runs from base 190 to 585 and encodes 131 amino acids. The transcript has 4 exons. Lineage: Eukaryota; Metazoa; Chordata; Actinopteri; Siluriformes; Ariidae. Gene Ontology annotation, molecular function: protein-macromolecule adaptor activity.